AUGAGCCGAUCGCAGCCCGUAUCCAACGGCAAAGGCCCUGAAAAGAGACUUCAGCCCAAGAACGGAAUCACCAAGCAAAACCAUCAAGCCAAGAAACCGCGCAAGAACGAAAAGGCCGCAGCAUUCCGGAAAGAGAUAAUAGAGCAUGGUGCUUUCGGCGAGGGUUCUGUCUUCAAUCAGGUUCAACGCUCGAAGCCCGGUUACAACGAGGAGAGCACGACUUUCCCUCCAGCCCGCAUGUCUAGCCGACGCAAUGCUGCGUCUCAGAGCACGGUGCGUCAGCACAAAAACACCGUUGCUGGAGGCUCAAACCGCAACACGCGCGACUACGAGACACCACAGACGCGCCGACCAAACCCUGAGCGUGGUCCAGCACCCAUGCAGCCACAGCCUGUCAGUCAGUACCCUAGAGGCAAGAACCACAACAACAACUCUUCAGCAUACCCGCCGCAACAUAACGCCAAUGGCUUCCCUGCAAGCGGAAGCGAGUCAUACACCAAAAACCCUAACGCGUGGCCACCGAGAUGA
Molecule: messenger RNA, 528 nt
Organism: Zasmidium cellare ATCC 36951
Lineage: Eukaryota; Fungi; Ascomycota; Dothideomycetes; Mycosphaerellales; Mycosphaerellaceae
Exons: 1
Coding region: 1-528 (175 amino acids)
Source: RefSeq, a predicted model, not a curated record